Trametes versicolor FP-101664 SS1 is the source of this 1425-nucleotide messenger RNA. RefSeq lists its product as uncharacterized. Lineage: Eukaryota; Fungi; Basidiomycota; Agaricomycetes; Polyporales; Polyporaceae. The annotation marks the transcript as partial. The transcript has 4 exons. The record is from RefSeq and is a predicted model, not a curated record.
UGCAUGAUCAUGUACGUCUACGGACGCUCGUCACGAUCUGCGAACACGGCUUCGACACGGAGCCCAUGCGGGACGACUCAUCGGAGGAGAUGGAGCACUAUCCGCUCAUCUAAGACCUGGCGGAGAGCUGCCGCGAUGAGCUUCCGCCUACCCCUGCGCGGAUUGUCUAGCGCUUCAACGAGCUUGCUAAACUCUAGCAUUCACAGCGACGUAUCUUCAGCAAGUCAGCGCACAGAGAUCGUACAGCUCGAAGAUAUGACGACGAAGGGUUUGGACCGGCCGGAGCGCCUCGUGUUUGACUCUGGUCGUAUCAAAGUCGCCGCUGUUCACGCCGAACGUGCACGUACUGCACCGUGUUGCUGCUACGUGCCCUAGUGCUUACGUCGUUGUGCCCGCCGCUGCACGCUCAACUGGCCUCACCCCGCUCGUAUCCCAGCAUCUAAACUAUCCGGGACACCGCCAACACGCACGUGCCUCUCAGUUCGCGGUGGUGCGCCAGAGCUUUUCGGUGCGAACAAGCAGCUAGAGAGGCUACGCCCUACCUGCGCACACCCAGUACGCCGCCGCGGUAUACGCGCGCGGUCGAAGUCGCGGUCGAGGAGCGCUUGCGCAACGUCGUCUUUCGAUGUACCACAAGCUGGCGAGCUUCCCGAUCGCGACCACGCUGGCCCAGAUCUAGGUGACAGACAUAUCUGCAAGAUAUGGUUACACGCUGCAGCCAGACACCACCGCAAGGCAGGCCGCCGUCGUGCAUGCCCUCGUCUGCAGAAUUUUGGGCGACAGACACCUUCGCGCUCUCAAGCCCCAGCGGGACCUACAGACAUGUGCAUUACCGCAACGGUACAACACGGGACCCGUUGGCGAAUGGACUGGAACUGAACGACCGUGACUCGGGGUGGCCACCGUGGGCCAGAUGGAGGUGACACACGGGCUCAGGGUGCUAAUCGCAGGUGAGAUGGUAUCGCCGGACGCCGAGAGCGUGGGGCGGGUCAAUCCGCCAUAGAUGCACGUCUAGGACUAGAACUAGAACUAUUACGAGUACUGAUAUUUGGAAACAUCCCAGCUAUACGCACUCUACUAGGGCGAGUGCCGCGGCAGCUGCACGGUGACAAAAGUUCCCGGACCUCGGACAUGACAAGAUCAAUGACGACGACGUGCGACCCCGCCGGGAUUAGUUGGUAUCCUCCACGCAGGAAGAGAAGGUGUCGGCGAUCCGACGCGAUUCCUCACGCUGUGCGCUCCACGACGCGAACUGUGCCCUCUCAAAAGCGGCGUCGGGGCGGGCUGUAUGAUUGAACGGGACGCUUCAGCUCAAGCAGGUGGACGCGAGAUCGUGCAGCGGCUGUUCCCACCCGCUAGACCAAGAAGCCAUUCACCGACGACUAGGAAGAUCGGUGCGCAAAGGUCGACGGCUGCCCCAUAUAU